This is a messenger RNA of Aspergillus ruber CBS 135680, 393 nucleotides long. Its product is annotated as eukaryotic translation initiation factor 5A. The record is from RefSeq and is a predicted model, not a curated record. Lineage: Eukaryota; Fungi; Ascomycota; Eurotiomycetes; Eurotiales; Aspergillaceae. The transcript has 3 exons. Gene Ontology annotation, molecular function: ribosome binding; RNA binding; translation elongation factor activity. The annotation marks the transcript as partial. Gene Ontology annotation, biological process: positive regulation of translational elongation; positive regulation of translational termination.
UCCGAUCUAAGGAAAAAUGGUCACGUUGUAAUCAAGGGCAAUCCGUGCAAAAUUGUCGAUAUGUCCUCCUCGAGGACUGGCAAGCACGGACAAUCUAAAACUCAUAUUAAUGGGGUUAAUAUCUUCACAGGCAAAAAAUUUGAAGAUAUUUUUAUUCAGAGCCAAACUGUCGAUGUCCCAAUUGUUCGGAGAAAUGAAUAUAAGCUGGACGGAUCUCAUGAUGGAUAUCUUGUGUUGAGAGAUAUUGAUGGCAAUACCAAAACUGAUAUUGCUAUACCUGAAGAUGAUACGGGUGUUACUAUUAUGAACUAUCUUGAUAGUGGUGAUGCUUGCAAAAUUACCGUUCUCGAAGCUCUGAAUGAACAAGCAUGUAUUGAGACCAAGGACGCAUAA